Schistosoma margrebowiei is the source of this 189-nucleotide messenger RNA. NCBI's taxonomy places the organism in Eukaryota, Metazoa, Platyhelminthes, Trematoda, Strigeidida, Schistosomatidae. The record is from the annotation of a GenBank genome assembly.
AUGAUGAAUUAUAGAACCGCUAUUUACCCGAUUACUUGUUUUGAUUUUGACGGGCAAGGGCGCGUGUGUAACGUACCUAGAGGGCUAUUCUUCAUUCCAAACCUUAGUUUGGAUUCUACAAUAUAUUCUUUUCAACUUUUUCCUUUUUUUUGUAAAAGCAUACACACUUUCCGUUGUGUAACUUACAUA